AUUUUGAAUGGAGACAUGGUAUCUAUAACUUAAAUGUAUGCAUCUUGAAAUAAUAGGCUAGGAUGUUUUAAAAGUUGUUUAUUUUGAUACGGAUUUUGACUAUGGAUUAAUCUUGGAUGAAACUCGGCUCGGUUGGAUAUUUGGGCAUUCGGUGAAGGCGUCAUUCCAAAUAUCCAACGGAGCCGAAUCUCGGUUGAGAUUAGCUAUGGAGAAACAAGAGGAACGAAGUUCGUCUUUCCCCUUUGUAUAUGACGUAAAAAUGAAAAUGCCAUGUCGGGAUUCGAACCUGCGCCUCCUAAAUACCCAGCUAGGUGCGCUACCAACUGAUCUAUCUGGCCACCAGUGAUCAAACUCGUCUGACUGUCGCAUUCAUCCCUCCUUAAAUGUCUUCACACCUUCAAGACAUCAACCCAGGAUCUUUAUCCACUGGCAAUUAAAUAUAUGGAAAUUCCACCAGUUCAACCUCAGCAGUAGCAGAUGUCAGUGAGGGACAAGACGAGGAAGGACCACCGAGCCUUGUACAAAGCAAAGACGCCUCCUUGGAAAGACGCUUACAGAAAGAGAUGCAUAGCCAGAUUGAGAGAAAGCAGAGAAAAGUUGCAGGAAAAGUUCCGCAAUAUUAAGUCGGCCAUUAAUGAAGACGAUGAAUUUAUAACAGACCUUAUGAGACAGGAGCUUCAGACAAUGCAGAAAAAGUUUUGUGCAGGGGAAGAAAAACUUGAUAUUGAGAUGGAUGAUUUUGAUGCUGCUGAUUUUGAUAUUGAGAGUGUGCUAAACCUGUUUGAAGAUAUUCAAGAUGAACUUAGACAAGAGGAACUAAAGAUGUUGGCAGAGUUUGAGAAGUAUGAGGCCAGUUUACUUGAAGAAGAAAAUGUGUUGUGUUCAGCCAUAGAGAGACUGACAGCUGAAGAAGUCAUAUGCCCUGUGUGUCAAAAGAGCUGUCUGUUACAAAACAAGUCUGUGAUAUUCUGUAAAUGUGGGGUCCGAGUUGAUACUGAGCAGGAUUGUUUAAACUUGAAAAACGUUAAAGCACUGCUUGAGGAUGGAGUGAAAGUUCAUGGAGACACAUGCGACUCUCCGCCUACCUUCUCUGUUGUGUCAGAGCUGGGACCUCAAAAUCUUCUCAUGUCCUGCAAGGUACACCCAUUUGUUUUUACUAAAUUCCCCAUUCUCAAGAUUUAUGUACCUAAAAAUUUAGCAAAUUUUACACAUAUUGAGUCUUAUGGAAAUUAAAUUAUUAAACAAGCAGAAAAUAUAAUUAUGCACUAUACAGUAUCUUGUAUAAAAAUGCUUAAUUCUCUUUUAUUUAUUUAUUUUUUAUUUUUUUUCAGUCUUGUGAUUGGAUGUCCAUAAUCAUAUAAGUUCUUCAUUAAAGACUGUCAUAUGUAAGAGUACAAGAGAUGUGGUUGUGAUAUGUAGAGAGAAGUAGCUUUAGGAGUAAUUGUACAUGAGAUAAUUUGAUUUUCUGUAAGAAUGCUUCAUGGGUGUAGAGUAGAGAUUGCAGCAGGUGAAUGUAUGUUUUCAAUGAUGACUAUUUUCUGAUUUGACAUAUUUUUUCAUGUUCCUUAUACAGACACGUUUUCACAAUAAAUUGACUUUCCAGUCAUUAGUUUUGUAUGUUAUUGAUAUCAGAUCAUGAAGUGAAUGUGAUUAUUCAGUUUCUCCAAAGUAUGACUAAUUGUGCUCAUACAGUCAGUGUAUAUAGAUUUUUAACUACAGAUCAUAAUAAAGAUGAAAACACACAUA
Ostrea edulis (European flat oyster) is the source of this 1746-nucleotide messenger RNA. Its product is annotated as RPA-interacting protein B-like. Gene Ontology annotation, biological process: protein import into nucleus. The transcript has 7 exons. NCBI's taxonomy places the organism in Eukaryota, Metazoa, Mollusca, Bivalvia, Ostreida, Ostreidae. The record is from RefSeq and is a predicted model, not a curated record. Gene Ontology annotation, cellular component: nucleus. The coding region runs from base 478 to 1233 and encodes 251 amino acids.